Messenger RNA from Bipolaris victoriae FI3, 1323 nucleotides. RefSeq lists its product as hypothetical. The transcript is spliced from 3 exons. Lineage: Eukaryota; Fungi; Ascomycota; Dothideomycetes; Pleosporales; Pleosporaceae. Bases 1 to 1323 code for a protein of 440 amino acids. The record is from RefSeq and is a predicted model, not a curated record.
AUGUCGGCAUCAGAGCAGCCACUUGCGAAUGCACCAGAUCGUACUGGAUACAAAAUUUGCGGAGAAUGCAAAAUGCGGUAUGUGACGCCUGGAGAUGUGUAUCCAAAAGGUAAACGAAAAGGCGAACAACAAGAUCGCUGCCUUAUUUGUAGGCGCCUUAAGACUAAGAAGGAAUUCCCACAAGACCUGGUCUUAUCAAAGCACGAGAGGCUGAGCCAGAAGAGUACUUUAAAGUCCCCAGAUGUUGUAGAGCAAUGGUUAGCACGCCUCACGUCUGAGCAAGAGAGUGUGCUAUUUCACACUAAAAGCAUAAUUGGAAAGCUCCCUCAGGGUACAAGAAGGCCUGACAUUACUCGCGCAACACACCAUAUACAUUGGGAUGAUGUUGAAGAAAGACUGCGGGAUAUUUACUCGUUGGAACGACUUUUCAAUGGCUUUGAGUCACUGAUGGGAUGUUAUGAAUCUGAGGUGAACACUGUUCAUCCUAUCGGCCUGAUUGCUGUAUCUCUCAACAACUGCGCGAUCCGCAGCGAACAACCUUUCAAAUUCAGUUGGAUGCAAGACAAAGAGUUCAAAGAUUCAGCUGUUCCUGGGAAGAGCGGAGCGAAAUCUGCACUCAUCAUUGCACUGGAGGCGUGGCUGCCUUCUGAGAAGGCGUGGUGGAACACCGCCACACCGUCACAACGCUUGAAGAAGUGUUCAUUGUGGGAGAUCAAUAUACAGCCAAGUGCAAGCACUAUGUUGAUUCCGUACACGGAGAUGGAUUCAUGCACAUUUGAUCUCACUAGAAAGACGGCUAACCUCGUGCCUCACCAUCUUCAUGAGUGCCUCUUAUGGGCACGGAAAACCUAUAAAGGCCAUCGCAUUGAGGAACCUGGCCAACUGCUUCUCCCUCAAGGCAUUCCUUAUGCGCCCCAAAUCCAGUGCAAGGCGAGUGCCGAUUUGCUGACUGUUCUUGCCCAUGCGUUCCAUCGCCACGAUAAAAUAGAAUGGAGAAUCUUGUAUGAUUCCAUUCUAUCUGAGAUGCACAAGAUAAAAGAUGCAGGAAAUGCGCAGCGAGCGAAGUUCAAAGAGCUAGUAGAGGAAGAACGCGCCAGGUCAUGCAACGCGCUAAAGGACAAUGAAAGCGCUUCGGAACAGAGAUCCAGAGAAGAUGUGAUGAUAUCGUCGGAAGUGGGAAGCAAAAAGCGACCAUUAUCGGUAUUUGAUGAAGACAAAGGUUCUGACGACUGGGAGAAAAGCAGUCUUCUCCUCCGCCCAAGGAAGAAGUAUAAUGGAAAGAGCGUUGAAGGGUGGCUGAACGAUCGGAAUGAUUUGCCAUAG